GGUACAAACUCCGUCAGAACCUUCCUCGGCUCAACAAUGGCGGACGAUGAAGAACCAAAAGCUGAAACUUUAUCUCUAAAUACAUUAGUUGCACGGGAAAGAAGCCAAUUACCUUCUGUUUCUGACCGGUUACGAUAUCAAUUUCAAUCUCCAUUAUUAUCAGAUCCACAUGGAGGCGGAGGAAGAUGGUCAACGCCACCGAUGCAUGACGAUCACUGGACAUCCAUCGUAUUCCCUCCGAACAAUCACGAAGGCCUUAAUCUUCACCAUCAUAAUGAUGAUCGAGAAACAUAUAAAGAACGAGCCAGACCGUUACCCCCGGUCUCAGGUGGGCUGAAACCGGAGGCAAUGGGGGGAUAUGUUGCAGUGAAGUGGUGGGUUUCACAUUUCAAGUUACCCGGCGGCAUUUUUUCGUGCCUUUGGAAUUUUUCUGUGAUCAGAGGAGGUGUACUUCGAUUAUUUAACCUCCCCCUGGUUGGAUCAAUGGUUAUGCUGCUACUGUUUUAUUUGAGAUUCCGGCGCCGGCAGCGGUUACGGAGGGAGGCAAUCGAUGAACUUCUCAACGUUAUUAAGGAGAAAGACGAGCCGUCAAUUUCCAAGAUUGCUGACGAUUAAAUUAAUGGGUUUGCAGAGGAUGCAUCAAUUACUUCAUCAGAUUGCUAGAAUGAAUGAGUUACUGCUUGCCACCCAUCAUGGAGUCCCUAUCAUAUCCAAGGCUGCAUCCGGCUAAGCAGGUUAGUGCAGCCAAUGUUGCUUCACGUGGGUGAUAUACCCACAAAUCCACAGGGUUGUUGCUGAUUUAUAUUAUAUAGAAGUCAAGAACCGAACUCCUGACUCCAUGUUAAUUGCAAUCAUAAUGUGUAGUUAUAUGAUUUGAAUUUGGUUUUAAGAUAUGGGUUAGAUGUAUCUUUACUGAUACAGCAGAACGGCAGCCACUGGCUUUUAUGUGUAGGAAAAUAGUUUCAA
Molecule: messenger RNA, 966 nt
Organism: Cynara cardunculus var. scolymus (artichoke)
Lineage: Eukaryota; Viridiplantae; Streptophyta; Magnoliopsida; Asterales; Asteraceae
Exons: 2
Coding region: 37-615 (192 amino acids)
Source: RefSeq, a predicted model, not a curated record